AUGUUGCUGUUUACUCUAGAGCUUGGGCUCCUUGGGGCGGCGCUUUGCCAUCUUACAACGGCAAGUCCAUUGACAGCCAGACAACAAGCAACUCCUACUGCCAUCGUCAAAAACGGAACAUACGCUGGUCGCUACAACGCUGAGUAUGAUCAAGACUUCUUCCUAGGAAUACCCUAUGCUCAGCCGCCAGUGGGCGAUCUACGCUUCCACAACCCGGUCUCUCUCAACACAUCAUGGGACGGAAGUGCCGACGCCACUAUCUUCGCCUCGGCCUGUUACAACUUCGGGCCACCCCAGUUUCCCGAAAUACCAUAUUCGGAGGAUUGCCUGAAUCUCAAUGUGGUGCGACCCAGCGGCGUCAAGCCAGGUGACAAACUGCCCGUUGGUGUAUGGAUACACGGUGGAGGCCACACAACGGGCUCAAACCAGGACCCCAACUACAACAUGACCUUCCUUGUCCAACAAUCUGUCACUGCAGGCAAGCCGUUCAUUGGUGUCAAUAUCCAGUAUCGGCUGCAACUGUUUGGCUUCAUGUUUGGCUCGGCUAUCGUGGAUUCCGGUGUUGGAAACCUUGGCUACAAAGAUCAGCAUUUGGCGCUUCGUUGGAUUCAUGAAAACAUUGCCGCGUUUGGUGGAGACCCUUCCAAGGUGACUAUCUGGGGCGAGAGUGCGGGAGCAGAAAGCACAGGAGCCCAAUUGAUUGCAUACGGCAGUCAAAACCAGGGUCUCUUCCGGGGAGCCAUGCUGGAAAGUGGAGGUCCUAUUAAUCCAUACCGAUACAACAUUGAUACACUGGCGUGUCUUUGGUCUGUGCCUGUCGAGUCACUCUUCGCCGUUUUCAACAGCAGUGUGGCAGCCUCAAUCCCAUCUUGGGGCAUGGAAAUAGACGGAGACUUUAUUCGGGAGAAUGCUCGGGAGGCGCUUGUCGCUGGACGGUUCAUCAAAGUGCCAGUGUUACAUGGGCAAAAUCAUGACGAAGCCACAAUUUUCGCUAUCACGGGCGUUAACACAGACGAAGAUUUUUAUGCCCAAGUGAGACGACGGACGUCUGAUAACGCCACUAUGCGCGGUAUUGCGGCACUAUACCCAGACAUUCCCGCCAUUGGAAUCCCGUCAACAUUGAAAGGUCGGCCAUCUGCAGCACUGGGCUUUCAGUACAAACCCAUUUCGGCUUUUAUCACUGACCUGAUGUGGCACGCGCCUCGCCGGUUGACCAGCCAAAUAUUGGCCCAAUACAAUGUUCCCAAUUGGAACUACCUGUUCAACGUGAGAUCCAAUGGAAUGCCGCUAUCAGCUGGAUCAGCUCAUUUUACCGAGGUGUCAUUCAUGUUUUACAACAUCCUAGGUCUUGGAUAUGCGGAAUCACCAUUUGCCAAUAUGCCCGCAAGUUAUAAAGAACUGUCGAAUAUCAUGUCAAGGUACUGGGUCAACUUUAUUGUUGAUGGAGAUCCCAACGGUGCUGGUGUUGUCAACCAGUCUCACUGGCCUUCAUAUUCCGUUUCAAACCCGCAGUAG
This is a messenger RNA of Penicillium hordei, 1515 nucleotides long. RefSeq lists its product as uncharacterized. The record is from RefSeq and is a predicted model, not a curated record. NCBI's taxonomy places the organism in Eukaryota, Fungi, Ascomycota, Eurotiomycetes, Eurotiales, Aspergillaceae. The transcript is spliced from 3 exons. The coding region runs from base 1 to 1515 and encodes 504 amino acids.